Molecule: messenger RNA, 4773 nt
Organism: Peromyscus californicus insignis
Lineage: Eukaryota; Metazoa; Chordata; Mammalia; Rodentia; Cricetidae
Gene: Perm1
Product: PPARGC1 and ESRR induced regulator, muscle 1
Exons: 4
Coding region: 1242-3626 (794 amino acids)
Biological process (GO): regulation of DNA-templated transcription; response to muscle activity
Cellular component (GO): nucleus; cytoplasm
Source: RefSeq, a predicted model, not a curated record
GUGGGAACUGAAGCCAAGUAGGAUUCACAGGCCCCGCAGCUCCACUGCUUUUUUAAAGCCCUCAAUGCACAGGCUCGAGGUUCAAGUUUGUAGGAGUGCACCAACUCUGCACUCACUAGACCGCCUGGUGCAUUUUGCCGGUGGACGUUUCAGGGAAGCCGAGCACUUCACCACUCGCAGGAGCUCUGACCAGCCCUAGCUGGACCCCAGACAAGUCGGACAACGCAUCCGAAAACUGCAAGGUUGAGAGAGGGACAAUGAAACACCAGACUCAGCCGCUGCUCCACCUAACAGUCUUCCAAGCUGGUCAUGGAGAAGUGGCGGCUAGCACGCAUUAAUGAGAGUCUGGUUCGGCUCCAAACCAUCAUUCUGAAGGCGCACGGGAAGGAUGUGAGCCGGACUGGGAUGAAGCACUCGAAGGGUCUCCAGUUCACAGGGCUUACUGUGGCCCUCAGAUCCUAAGACCCAGAGUAUAGGAUACUUCUGGCUUGCCACCCAUUCUGUGUUCCUGUCUCCAGAGCUCCCAGCACACAAAACUGGAGACAGCUGACAUCCUGGAGAUGACCGUGAGACAUCUUCAGAUCCUACACGGCCCAGUGACAGGUGGGGUGUGGGUGACACUAUGUGGAGGUGAGAGGUGUGUAGGAUCACCACCGCAAGAACUGAUUCCUGCUUUUGGUGCUGCAGCAGCGGCACUGCGCCGACCCUGAGAUCCUGGGCAAGUACUGGGCUGUUUUGAAAAAGUGCCUCUUUGAGAUGAACUUUUUCCUGGCUAGCUGUGAGGGUGUCCCAGCGGGCGUGUGCCCCCACUUACUUGGCCACCUGGUGGCCUGCCUGCACCAGCUAGAACUCAGGCGUAGUGCUGCAUCGCUGUUUCCAGCCUCAGAAGCUGAGGCACCUAAGGUACCCACGUGGCUCCCUGCUGCUGUCACUCCAUGGAGCUCCUCUCCGCGUUGCUAACUCUGGACUGUGUUAUGGUAAAGUUAUUUGGAGUUGAAUUGAAAAUAGGGGAAACUGAAGUAGAUUUCUUACUAAGAAGAAUGAAUUAGAAGAAUCUGGAAGAAGCAGAGUCUGUCCUGUGGUUCCUCUAGAUGGAAAUGGACUGCCAGAGAGGGGACAGGUGCUACGAGGUCAGGCAGGGUGGUAGCAGUGUGGACUACUUAGUGUAUGGAGCCUGGAUUUGUGAAGACUCUGCCUGGCCCAAAGUCUUGCUGUCACUCCAGCACCUCUGCUGAUGUGCAAUGGACAACUUCCAGUAUAGUGUCCAGCUCAGUGAUCGAGAGUGGGCCGAGUUCUCAGUCACUGCUGAUGAGUGUGGCCUCUUGCAGGCUGGCCUGGCCUCUGGUGACGAGCUCUUGUCCAGUGACAUUGACCAAGGGGACAGCAGUGGAAGCAGCCCCCCUGGGCCCCCACCCCUCUUCACUGGGCAGCUGGCUCCCCAGGGGAGGAGACAACAGGGCUCUGAGUUGGAGGACGUGGCUGCUCAGCAGUUGGUCAGCAGGUCUCAGUGUGAGCCUGUCCUGGCUCUGGAGGCCAGUCAUCAGGUAGCCAGCACGUCCACACAGUCAGAAGCUCUACUGUUCCUCAGCCCAGACAGCGUCUGUCCUGGCCAGGCCUUGUCCUUCCAAGGGUCAACAACUCUCAGGGACAAGAUGCAGAGGCUUUUGCAGGGCCCUGCUCCCAGCUCUCCUGGUGAGCCCUCUCAUAGUCCUGAGUCCCCUGGCCACAAUGCCAUCCCUCAGAGUCCUCCUGACAACCUUGAAGCUCCACUGCGGAACCCUGGUCGUAAGAAGAGGCGUGCUAUGGCCGCCAAGGGGGCCAAGUGCUCUGGAUCUCUGGGCUCUGCUGCUGUCCAGAUGAGCUCCCCACAGCUUAUGGAGACCAGGCCCAAGGAGGUUCUUAUGUCUGGGACAUUAAUGGCAAAAGCCCAGCAGAGUAAGCCACAGUCAGACUCUGCAGGUGCUUCUGAACAUGACUCUAGUAUCCCUGAACAGAUGGCCAAACAAGAGUCAGACUUGGAUCUGUCUACACCUGUUCUAACAACUGAACAAGAUACAGACCAGAUCAGAAAGACACCCAGAGCUGUGCUACACAUGAUAUCCAAACCUGUCCAGGAAGCUCAUCCAGAUGUCUCCACAGCCACACCAGAUGUGUCUCUCUCUACACAUGCCUCUAAGUCUCAACCUUACACGGCUUUGUCUAAACCUGCCUCCAAGCCUCAGUCUGAAAAAGCUUUAUCUACACAUGUCUCCACAUCUGACAUGACUUUUUCCACACUUGCCUUCAAAUGUCAACCCAAUACAAAUCAGUCUACACUUGCCUCUGAUCCUGACAUGGCUUUGUCUAUACCUGCCUCCUUGUCUCAACUGGACAAAGUUGAGUUUGCACCUGCUUGCAUACCUGGACUGCAUGAGGACCUAUCUGCAGUAGGCUCUGAGAUCAAGUCAGAAGUUUAUCCCUCUAUGCCUGCCCCAGUGGUUAUGCUUUGUACAGAUCUGCCUCAUUCUGUUUCAAAGACUGAGUCUGAAGAGAGUAUGUCUAUACCUGCUAUGCCUCCCUUGUCCCCUAUUUCCCAGGCUGAAGCUGCCAUGGUGAAUACAGAUGUGACUGUGCCUCCUGGGGGAUACUUUGAGAAGCCAUUAGGGCAGCUCUCAGCAGGGUCUUCAGGAUACUCCUUAGGGGAGCCUUGUCCAGGUCCUGUUCAAGCCCCCAAGAAGAAGAAAGUACGAUUCUCCAUGGCUGUACCCAGUCAUGAAGAAUCAGGAUCAGGUGAACCUACAGGUCCACCUUUCCUAACCCCAGACCAGCCCCCAGCUCCCAGGACAGUAGCAGGGAGCCGUGGGGGGUCUGCAGCCUGGGAUGCUGUGGCUGUUGGGCCCCGACUCCCCCAGCCUCGGAUCCUCAAGCACCUGCCUCCUCCUAUAUCCUCUGUCUCAGCAGAGCCUGAGCCUGGAAGCUGCUAUGCAGUGACUCUCCCUGAGGCCUAUGAGUUCUUCUUCUGUGACACCAUUGAGGAGGAAGAUGAAGAUGUAGAGGAUGAGGCAGCAGCCAGCCACGCCCUGGAUGAAGUCCAGUGGCCUGACACAUGCGAGUUCUUUUUUAGGGACAGCAGAGUCCAAAGGUCAAGUUGUCAGAGGGGACACUCCACAGUCCUACCCCCAAAAGCAGAGGCUGUGGCACCUGUUCCCCCUGGAGAUUUAGUGCCUAUCUCCAUCCCUGAGGUCUAUGAACACUUCUUUACUGAGGAAGGAUUUGGGAACAGACAGCCACAAGCCACCCAUAUCCAACUGCAAACCUCGGAGCUCUUCAGGGAAGUAGGGCCUGAGGCAUACUCCAAGCCUGUUCCAGCUACAGCAGAACAUCUUAUCUUGACAAUCAGAGAGGCAGAGGAGCUACGGAGUCCCCUUACUUCAUUUACAUUCAGCCAGAAUGACAUGUGCCUGGUGUUUGUUGCCUUUGCCACUUGGGCUGUGAGAACCUCUGAUCUACAUGCCCCAGAUGCUUGGAAAACAGUCUUGCUGGCCAACCUUGGCACCAUCUCUGCUAUCCGCUACUUCCGCCGUCAGGUUGGAAGAGGGCGUAAUGGCAGACCAAGACCAAGUUCCAACUCAAGCCCAAGCUGCUAGGAGCCAGGCUGGCCUGGUGAGGCAUGGGGCACGGGGAUGAACCCAGGUGACAAGGACAAGAUCUUGCUCUUCUCUCCACCCUUUGAUCCCUGACUUCUGAGGCAUCUAGGAAGGAGCCAGUAUCUGUGGGUGCUGACUUACUUGGACUCAACCUAAGGGUCCAGCCAGUGGCUAAGACCAAGGCCAUUUUCCAUACCUGAGAGGGUAGAGAUUCAGGAUUGUGGGUGAGUGGGCCCUGAGCCAGGAGCUAGGUAAUAGGGCAUCAGAUUUGCAAGUAAAAACCACAGGGCACAUAGCUAUAUUUGAAUUUACAUGAAGUACUUGAGAUGUACUUGUAUGAAGAAAUUAUUUGUUGUUAUCUGAAAUCCAACUUAAUUGGGCACCCUGCCUUUUGUCUGGUCAUAAAUAAAGGAUGAGCAGCAGAAGAGGACUCUACAGUAAGUGUAAAAGCAAAAAGGCCCCUCUGGGUCUGGGCCAAGGGGCUACUAAGUGCCUUCAAAGCUAGAGGGAGGCAGUUCAAGAAACUGCUCUACUGAAAGGCAGGCUUGGCUGUCAAGGGCCUCCAAGGCCCUGAUCCCUAAGGCACCACAGCCACAGCUUGCCUAGGCCUGGGCUGAGUCAAUGAAUAGGUUCUAGGACAGUGGUUCUCAACCUUCCUAAUGCUGCAACCUUUUAAUACAGUUCCUCAUGUUGUGGUGACCCCCAACAUAAAAUUAUUUUUGUUGCAACUUCAUAACUGUAAUUUUGCUACUGUUAUGGAUUGUAAUGUAACUAUUUUUGGAGCUAGAGGCUUGCCAAGGGUGUUUCAACCCACAGGUUAAGAACCACUGUUCUAGGAGAUAUCUCUGGGAAUGGCUUCUGAGGCCCCUGGAAUAUGGGAUCUGUGGGACAGGGCUGGAUCUUCUCCAAGAGCCCUGGAUAGGAUAUACAUAGAAUUUGAUAGCAUCCUAUGGAAGGAUUGUCUCCUGAUACUAUAUGGAGCUUGAGUGAAGCCAAGGCUAAGAGAAGUUGUGAGUGGGAAGGUAGCUGAAGGGACUGAGGUGGCAUAGUGAAAAUAGCAAACGAAGGUCUUCAGGAUGGUGGGGUACUCUGGCUGCUCAGAGGGGAACACAGGGACACAGCACCAAUAAAAUCUCUUUCUUGUUUA